Molecule: messenger RNA, 9321 nt
Organism: Phyllopteryx taeniolatus (common seadragon)
Lineage: Eukaryota; Metazoa; Chordata; Actinopteri; Syngnathiformes; Syngnathidae
Gene: appl2
Product: adaptor protein, phosphotyrosine interaction, PH domain and leucine zipper containing 2
Exons: 21
Coding region: 95-2110 (671 amino acids)
Biological process (GO): signaling
Cellular component (GO): endosome membrane; cytoplasm
Molecular function (GO): protein binding
Source: RefSeq, a predicted model, not a curated record
CUUCCGGCUCAGCAGCGUGGAGAACUCUGGGAAAUUGAGUCCAACGUGCUUAAUAAUUCAAGCCCCUCAUUGUUUCUUCGCCGCCGCUCACAAGAUGCCGGCCGUACACCACAAAUUACUCCUGGAGGACGCUUUGGAGGACAGUCCCCAGACUCGUUCCUUGCUCAGUGUGUUUGAGGAGGAUGCGGCAAACCUCACUGACUACACCAAUCAGCUACUGCAGUCCAUGCAGCGUGUGUUCGGCGCUCAGAGUGAGAUGGGUUUGGCCACAGAGCAGCUCUCACGGCAGCUUCUUGCCUAUGAGAAGAAAAAUUUUGCCCUUGGGAAAGGUGAUGAAGAAGUCGUCUCCACACUGCAGAACUUUGCCAAAACAGUGGAGGAGCUGAACUCGCUGCACUUGGAGCUCGCCAACCAGAUGGCGGACACCAUGGUCUUUCCCUUGAUCCAGUUCAGAGAAAAGGACCUUACGGAGAUAAGCACGCUGAAGGAAAUAUAUGGCAUCGCCAACGAUGAGCACGAGGCGGCCAUGGUCAAGUACAGCCGAUUACCCAAAAAGAGGGAGAAUGAGAAGCUGAAGGCAGACCUGGUUAAAGAAGUGGCGUACACUCGCAGGAAGCAGCAUCAGGCCUCGCUGCAGUAUUACUGCGCCCUCAAUGCCCUGCAGUACCGCAAGAGGGUGGCCAUGUUGGAACCCAUGCUGGGCUACACACAAGCACAGGUCAUAUUUUUCAAGAAAGGCCUUGAGUUGGUGUCAAAGAAGUUGGACAACUUUCUCUCCUCUGUGUCCAAUAUGACGCAAAACAUCCAGGCUCAACUGGAUGUGGAGGCCGAGACCAUGCGCGUGUCCCAGAAGGAGCUCCUGUCCGUGGACGACUCGGUCUACAUGCUCGACAACGACACCGAGCCCGUCAAUCGCACGCUAAUCCAAAAGGCUGGCUUCCUCAACAUCAGGAAUAAAACCGGCCUGGUGACCACAGCGUGGGACCGCCUGUACUUCUUCACUCAGGGGGGCAACCUCAUGUGCCAGCCCCGGGGGGCUGUGGCAGGGGGCAUGGUGCUGGACCUGGACAACAGCUCCGUGAUGGCCAUCGAGUGCGAAGACAGGCACUACUGUUUCCAAAUAACCUCCCCUUCUGGAAAAACGUCAAUGAUUCUACAAGCGGAGAGCAAGAAGGAAUAUGAAGAAUGGAUUUGCACCGUGAACAACAUUUCCAGACAGAUCUACCUGACUGACAACCCAGAGGCUGUGGCCAUACGACUGAAUCAAACCGCCAUCCAGGCUGUCACCCCCGUCACAAGCUUCGAGAAGAGGCAGGAAGGCUCACCCGACCCUGACAGAGCCAAGCCAGGAGGCGUUUACUCCACCAGCGCCGCAUCUCAGAAGUCAGGAUCCGGUCCGGAGUCGGAAGACCUGAUUGCCCCUGGGACGCCCAUCCAGUUUGACAUCGUGCUGCCGGCCUCUGAAUUUCAGGACCAAAACAGAGUGGAUGGGAGGCGCACAAAUCCAUUUGGAGAAACGGAUGACGACUGUUCCCAUGAAAGCGACGACUCCCUCUUGCAGCAGGUGUUUGCCGUGCGCUUUCUGGGCUCCAUGGCGGUGCGCUGCGGUGACAACCAGGAGGUGAUCUACGAGGCCAUGAGGCAGGUGCUGGCCGCCCGGGCCAUCCACAACAUCUUCAGGACUACAGAGUCGCAUCUGAUGGUGACCAGCAGCAGCCUCAGGCUGAUCGACCCUCAGACUCAAGUGACAAGAAUAAGUUUCCAGCUGGGGGAGGUGUGUCAGUUUGCGGCCCACCAGGAGAACAGCAGGCUGAUGGGCCUGGUGGUGGAGGGCCGUGACUGGAGCGGCAGCGGCAGCGGAGAUGACGACGAAGGGGGCGAGCCCAUCUUUAGCGCCUUUGUCUUUGAGAGCAACACUGAGGGAGAGAAGAUAUGCUACACCAUGAGUUUGGCCAAGGAUAUUACAGAGGCAAAGAAGGACCCGGCAGCUCUGGCCCAACUCAUGAAGACCAUGCCGCUCACCAACGAUGGCAAAUUCCUGUUGCUGGACGCCGAAUGCAGCGACACGGCGGACGGGGAUGGACUCGAAGACCUGGAGUCUGAAGCCUAGUCCUAACAAAACAAAACAAAACAAAAAAAAACAACUGGGCUGGACUUUUCUCCCCAAGGUGUUUUUCCAUUUCUGGAACCUCAAUAUGGUACAUUCCAAGUGUCAACUUUUUGACAUGCCUCUUUAUUGGUUUUGCAUGAGCGUACAAUUACCCCAGUUGGCUUGGAGUCCGCUUCGGUAAAAGCUGGAAUGUUCUGGUUGGGUCCAAUUUGAACUGGAAUUUGUCGCCGUGGUUCUCAAACGUUUUGCGGCAAGUCUUCAUCAAAAACGAUUAAAUGCUAAUGUACUGGAGUUUAAAGAUAAAUACAACUGGAACUGUACUUACAAACUGUACCGCACCGGAUUCCAAAAGGGUUUGAGCCACUAUAACACAGUUUGAACAUUUCAUUUAGUGAUUCUUCGCAUACCACUAGAGGGAGCCGGCGUACCACUAUGCAUACCACACUUUCAGAAUCACUGUUCUAAGCCAAUGAAAAAGCAUCGCUGACUUGCACCAAUGGCAUCAUCUGGAUUUUAUUUCUAGCAAGUCACGUUUGUAGCCGACUUACUGUCAAAUUUAACUUGAGUACAUACAAACGUAUUUCCUCAAAUAGUCACUUCUGUUCGAGUCGACGCCCCGCCCCAAUUAAAAUCUCAGUUUAUUCUUUCAAGGAAUUACAAAAAACGUAAUAUGUAAAGUUGAAGGCCCUAAUAAAGUAUGGAAUAACAUUUAAUAGCUGUCCAGACAAAAAUAAAAUCUGUAUAUUUUUUAUUUGUAAAAAAAAAAAAAAAAAAAAUCCUCAUCAUAUUUCAUUGGGUUAAUAGCACAGUUGCAGAAGUCAUAUUUGGACGUUUUCAAAAAACAAUUAAAAGCACAAUUUUUUUUCUUCUUUUCUCACGUCACAGCCUUAUUAUCACAAAACACUACUUCUUUAUGAUCAAACAUCCCACUUUUUUUCUCAUAUUGUCACAUUUGUUUCUGUUAUUAUUAAGACUUUAUUCUUAUAAAAUUGCCACUUUUUCAGUAUAAAAACCCGAAAUGUGUUUUUCACAACACAACUUUUUUCUCAAAUCGUUAGCCUAAUAGAAUAAUUAUUUUAAACUUAUUGUUACUAAAUCAACAAAAAAAUACCAAUGUGCUUGCUAAAAAUGUUUUUUUAUUUUUCUUUUUAUCGGAAAACAUUUAAAUAUGACAGGCAACUAUGCUAUUCUGCUAACAAUAUUUUUAUCUCGUAAAAAGAAUUUCGUCUUGGAACAUUACUAUUCUAUCAACAACCCCUUUAUAAUUUUUUUAUACUCUUGUAUUACUUUUUUUGCUGACUGAUUGUCAUAAAAGAUAACAUGCUGAAUGAUGUUCCGUAAAUUAAAAUUUUGACGAAAUGUCAAAAAAAAAGAAAAUCUUGGCUAACGACAAAAUUACCACAUUGCUCUGACAACAUUACAAUUCACUUAUUAUUGUGACUUUAUUCUUAACAAAUUACAACUUUACUCUCAUAAUAUUACAACUUAUUUCAUAAUAGAAAACUUUGUUUAUUAUUCGUAUUCUUUUUGUUGCAACAUUAAUCUCGUAAAAUGACAAGCAACAAAAAGUUUUGGACAAAGAAAGCAUGCUUUUUAUUCAUGAUGAACAUAUUCGUUCUAAUGCAAAAUUGGAAUUUGUUGCUAAAUAUUCAUCUCAUAUGCAGGUGUAGAAAUGAAAGCCUCCAUUUCUGCAGUUGAGUAACUAACCACCCCCUGCGGUGACGACAUGAGGAAACAUAGUCGCUCUGUUUUUUGGGGGGGUUUAUUUGCAGAUACGAAGCUGCAUUAUUGCCACCCAGUGGACGGGAGACGCUUUGCACUCCUUCAGGAUCAGCUGCUGUGCACCCCUAGUGGUACCAUUUGGUAUAGCACUCCAUCGAAACUGAUGAAUUCAUUAUAUCUUAACUUGAUAACUAAAGGUGGCCAGCCCUUUGCGUAGCUUUACAUCUAUUUGUACUUAUUACUUAUAUUAUUUGUUGCUUAUGCGUGUACAUUUUACUACAGUGGUAUAUUAUUUCUUGCUUAUGUCUACAUUUUACUACAGUGGUACUUUGACUUUCGAGUUUCAUUCCGUGACCGGAUACCCGCAUAAUCGCGCUUCGGCACGCGCGGAUUCAUCGAUUCUUCUAUUUUUGAAGUUUUUUCCCGUUUUUGUUUUUAUUUUUUUAUUUUUAGGGGAAAACCAACCCCGAAAACCCUUAGUGGCAAUUUAUUCUUGCUUAGUGAAGAUUUUUGGUGGGUUAAAACAAACAAAAAAAUGUAGCAUUUUCCAAAUGCAAUUAUAAUUGCCGUCAAUUAUCCGCGUAGUUUCACUAUUCACGGUUCGGCACGGUCCACGCUUCCGGCACAUUUGAGAUUUCAAAGAUUCCAUACUUGUUCCAGACCCUAAUUUCCAGACUUCUUAGUAAAGAAUUCAAAUAAUUUGUGAGAUUUGAGUAAAUAGAUGUGUAACAUUCUGAUUGGCAUUAUGUUGCCAAAUAAUUUCCAGAAGGUUAUAGCUAGGUAAUGGAGCUCAUCAUGACUCACACCUGCUGCCUCCCCCAUGUUGGAGUUGUCAAACCAUUUCACAUAAAGCCUGCAUUUAGUUCACGGUUUUGAAACACUAAUUUAAAAACCCAACGCUGUGUUGAUACCCUACUUUGAAAACCUAACCCUGUUUUGAAACUGUAAUUUGAAACCCUAACCUUGUUUCGAAAUACUAAUUUGAAACCCUGACCCUGAUUUGAAACCCUACUUUGAAACCCUAACUCUGUUUUAAUACCCUAAUUUGAAACCUGAAUGCUGAUUUGAAGCCCUAACUCUGAUUUAAAACCCUACUUUGAAACCCAAACUCUGGUUUGAAAGCCUAACCCUGGUUUGAAAGCCUAAUUCUAAACCGUAACCCUGAUUUGAAACCCUAACCAUGUUUUGAAACACUAAUUUAAAGCCCUAACCCUGAUUUGAAAACUUAAUUUGAAACUCUGUUUGUAAACCCAGCAUGUGGACGUAAAGGGGGAAGGGUGCGCGUGACAGAGGACGCUAAAGACACGCCCCCAGUAGGUAUAUAGCGCCGGUAUGUGCAUUGUGCAAAACAACAUCGGUUUGGCUAAGGACCCCCGAAAAUGGCACCUACGAAGAGACACGCUUACGAAGCACAGUUUAAACUGCAAGCUGUCAGUUACGCGGAGGAACAUGGGAAUCGAGCAGCCGCGAGAAAAUUCAAGAUCAACGAAUCCAUGGUUCGCAAGUGGAGGAAGCAGGAAAACGAGCUUCGCCAUGUCAAGAAGACGAAGCUGAGUUUCCACGGAAACAAGGCGAGGGGGCCCGAGUUGGAAGACCAACUCGAGCAAUGGAUUAAUGAGCAAAGAACAGCCGAUAGAAGCGUCUCUGCAGUCACCAUUCUACUGAGUGCAAUAACGCUUGCAGAAGAAAUGAAAAUCGAACAUUUUCAAGGUCCGUCUUGGUGCUUUCGUUUUAUGAAACGGCGCCAUCGAUCUAUCCGGGCAAGGACUACCGUGGCGCAGCAACCUCCGGCGGAUUACAAGGAAAAACUGGCCAUCUUCCGCUCCUACUGCAGUAAAAAGAUUGCCGACAAACACAUCCAGCCCAACCACAUCACCAACAUGGACGAGGUGCCGCUCACUUUCGACAUCCACACUGUAGAGAAGAAGAGGACCAGCACGGUAGCGAUACGCACAACGGGGCACUAGAAGUCGGCUUUUACUGUUGUGCUUGGUUGCCAUGGUAAUGGACAGAAACUGCCACCUAUGGCGAUUUUUAAGAGGAAGACGCCGCCUAAAGAAAACUUUCUAGCCGAAGUCAUAAACCCUAAGGCCAAUCAAAAGGGCUGGAUGGACGAGGAGAAAAUGAGAGAGUGGCUGAGUGAGGUGUACGUAAAGAGACUGGAUGGUUUUUUUCCAAGCAUCACCGUCACUGUUGAUCUGUGACUCCAUGCGCGCCCUUCUCACAGCCGCUGUGAAAAACCAAGUGCAACUAAGACCGGGAGGCAACGCCGGCGAGUUACACCACCAUAUGUGAAUGGAUUGUGGAUGCCUGGGCUAAGGUAUCUGCUUUGACUGUUGUCCUAGCUUUCGCGGAAGCCGGCAUCGUUGCUGAACAGCCCCCCCGGCAACGAGACUGACUCUGACAAUGACGAGAGGGAACCUGCCGUGUUUGUUGGAGAACUUGACCAGCUGUUCCUUUCGGAUACAGAAAAUGAGGACUUUGAUGGAUUUGUGGAUGAGGAUUGAUCAUAAAAUAAAAUGAGUACAUUGUUAAAUACUUCAAUAAAGUACAACCGAACAGUUUUGCUCCCGCUGCCUUUUUAAAAACAUUGUUUUAGCGUGCAUGCAUGCUACCGUAUAUUUUAAGCUAGCGUACGUUUUACCAUGCCUGCGCCCAAUAAUACGCUGCGCCUUAUGUAUGUGUUAAAUACAGAAAUAGACCCUGUAACUGAGACUGCGCCUUUUAAUACGGUGCGCCUUAUGGUCGUGAAAAUAUGGUAAUUGAUUGCUUUUUUUCCUCUUCACUCAAGUGGUGGUGAAUUCAAACCUGACUUGUAACUCAAGUUUUUGGUUCGCAUCCCAAUGCCAAAAAAUUGACGAUGGGGCGGCUCGUAACUCCAAAAACUCUUGCACUUUAGGUCAAGGUAUCACUGUACUUAAAAUUCUUUACUCAUGUACAUUUUGCACACGAAAAAAAAGUUUCAUCUGUUGUGUAAAAAUAAAAGAUUGAAGGCUACAGAUUGCACUAAUGAAUUAAUUCAGCAUUCCAUCGUUGCUUAGUUUGACAUGACGGCCGACAGUUAGCGUGCACGAGCCCUGCGGGAAAAUGAAACAUUUAGAUUGUGAUGUAACAUCUUUGUUUGUUUGUUUUUUGUUUUCAUCUAGAACUCUCUUAAACAUGACCUGGAUGUCAGCUCCUGUGUGCUGUUGACAAAUUAAAACCAACAAUGAGCUCCGUAGCAUCAUAGCCUUAUUGCUAUGUUCUUGUGACGUGUUAUUAAUUACUCACCAAUGAUACAAUUUGCAAUUAAAGCAUGUCAUUUUAGAGAUUUGAUGACUUAAUUUAACCAAUGACAAUGCAAAUUAAUUAAAAGUAGAACAUUGUUAAUUUACAAAGUAUGUCAUUCUUAGAACUUUAACAAUGAUACUUUUUUUUUUUUAAGUACUUAGUUCUUAUUUAAUUUUCAGUUAGAACAUGGGAUUUUAAUAUUUUAAGAUGAAUUUAACAAGUAAUCUUAAUUGACAGUUAAAGCAUGGGAUUUUUAGUACUAGUCACUGAUGGUGUAGUAGCACACUCGCCUGACUUUGGUGGAGGCAGCGUGGGUUCAGUUUCCACUCAGUGACGGUGUGAACGUGAGUGUGAACGGUUGUCCGUGUCUAUAUGUGCCAUGCGACGGACUGGCGACCAGUUCAGGGUCCGCCUUUCACCCGAAGUCAGCUGUGAUAGGCUCCAGUACCCCUAACCAGGAUAAGCGAUGUUGAAAAUGGAUGGAUGGAUUUUUAUUACUUUAAUAAUUACGUCAAACAAGGUACUAACAAUUUUACUUAAAUACAGUACUAAUGUAAAUGUUUUUCAAAAUUCUUAAAAAAUAUAUACAUUUUUUUAAAUGAAUAUUAACACAAAAUAAACCCGUCAUGUAAAAAAAUAUUUAGACCUUUUUCAUUUGUAACUAAAGCAUGGAACCAUCAUAUCUUAAUACUUAAAAUGUUUACAUUUACUUUUAAAAAAUGACAAAGAAUAAAUUACUUUUUACCAUUCCAUAAAACAUGCUGAAAUAAAAGCAUGUUGUCUUUACUUAUUUAUUUCUGCAAAUGCUUGAAAACAUCACCAGACACAUGAGGACAUUGUCUGAGGCAUCGCCAUUACAAUAGUUCAAGUGAAUCUAUACAGGUUCUGUAUAUACAGAGCAGAAGGCGGAUGAGCAUGCUCAUGUGAUGUGGGCAUUGUUCCAGUAAAGGUGAUCAAGAGUCUUUGUAGUAGUUGUUGAAGUUAAUGCGCAGGAGGAAGUCUUCCAAAUGGGGCUGGUAGCCUCUGUUCACCAGCUUGGUCACCACUGAACAAAAACAACAACAACCAUUAGUCACUGGCUCUCUAAUGUAAAUCAGGGAAGAGGGGGGGGGUCACCUUUGAAGAGGAAGUGUGAGUAGUACUUGAAGGUGUUGUACGACUGCUGCAUGGCGAUGAAGCUGGGGUGCACCGCCUCACCCUGCUGGCUGGCCCAGGGCAGCGCAAUCAGCUGCGCCCGGAACUUGAGGAUGAGGCUGAAGAUGCUGUGGAUGAUGUUCAUCACUGGAGCGGCCUUCUCCGUCAGCAAAGCCCUGACAGCCAAAGCAAACAAACAAAAAACAUGACCACGCUCGUAACUGAAACCGCAUCCAUUUUCUGAGCUGCUUCUGGAGCCUAUCCCAGCUAUCAUCGGGCAGGAGGCGGGGUACACCCUGAAAUGGUUGCCAGCCAAUCGCAGGGCACAGACAAACAAACAACCAUUCACACCUACGGGCAAUUUAUAGAGUUUUUCAAUUAACCCACCAUGCAUGUUUUUGGGAUGUGGGAGGAAACCGGAGUGCCCGGGGAAAAUGCAAACUCCACACAGGCGGGGCCAGGGAUUGAACCCUGGUCCUCAGAACUGUGAGGCUGACGCUCUAACCAGUCGUCCACCGUGCCGCCACUGAAACCGCACUUAUCGCAAAUUAUUUUUCCCCAUUGGAAUCAAUUGAAAUGUUAUUAAUCUGUUCCAGCCUCCCAAAAAACAUGGUCUUAACAAGAAAAAUAGCACUGUACAGAAUAACACUUUAUAAAAACAUACAGUAGUGACACAAAUAGAAUGCAAAGACUUUGUGCAUCAUGAUUUCAUGCAUCAAUGCCCAUUGAACAUUGUGAUGCUCCUUGUGUUUGUCUUGACCACCAGGGGGCAGUAUCAUUAUAGCAUAAUUAAUACACAAAGAAGAUGCAGUAAUAUUGUUUUUUUGUGUGCAGAGGAUAAACAAUAUAAGCAUGUGAGUAAUGUACACGCUAUCUUAAUGUAUCGCUACCACUUGUGUUGAAAAGUAAGCUGUUUGAAGGUUUGUAAUUACUGCAACAUUGAUGCUAUUGUUAUUAGCCUGUCUAUGGCCUAUUAGCAUUAAGCCAGAAGAUUUUUGUAAGACAAAUGUGUUUUGGUUAAAUACACAAUGUAAUUCUCUAAGUUGAAUGUUUAGUUUGACAGUAAACAACUGAGAAGCAACAAA